AUGUUUCCACUCCAUUUUCAUUACGAAGAUGUAUCACGUCAGGAUCCGUUGCUCAAACCGAAUCACGCCAACGUUAUGGAAGUUCCUGGAUCGUGUGAAAUCAGAGUUGUUCCAAAGCCAUUUGCACCCUCUUCUUUCGGAAGCCAAAAUGGAAAAUUGGCUAUGGAGAUUUCGCGCGGUCAGAGAUUCGUACAGACACAAAGGAGUUCGACAGGAAAGUCGUUUCGAUCCAAUCCAUUCUUGGGGUCCGAUAAAGAAAGAGUCACUGUCAAUGACCUAGCACGACAAAGCACUCUCCGAGGGCAUUUUCAGUCUAAUUUUUCGGUCAGAAUCUCAACAGUAAUGUCUCUGUUAUCUUCUCCGGUCGAAAUACGGGAAAACCCCAUUCAAUUAUCGAUGGAAACUUUUUUUUGCGAAUUCUCCCCGGAACUGGAAGAUCAUUUCGAGAUCUUCGAGCAUAUUCGAGGGUUCCAUGUUACUAUUGUAACUUCGGCCAACACACAAGAUGAGACUUUACCACCGUGGAGCGGCUUUUUUCAAAAGGAAGAGGGGGAUGUCAGAUAG
Molecule: messenger RNA, 564 nt
Organism: Nymphaea colorata (pocket water lily)
Lineage: Eukaryota; Viridiplantae; Streptophyta; Magnoliopsida; Nymphaeales; Nymphaeaceae
Source: the annotation of a RefSeq genome assembly